Dermatophagoides pteronyssinus (European house dust mite) is the source of this 1455-nucleotide messenger RNA. It is a transcript of the gene RnrS, whose product is annotated as ribonucleoside-diphosphate reductase subunit M2. Gene Ontology annotation, cellular component: cytosol. Lineage: Eukaryota; Metazoa; Arthropoda; Arachnida; Sarcoptiformes; Pyroglyphidae. Gene Ontology annotation, biological process: deoxyribonucleotide biosynthetic process. Gene Ontology annotation, molecular function: ribonucleoside-diphosphate reductase activity, thioredoxin disulfide as acceptor. The record is from RefSeq and is a predicted model, not a curated record.
GCUUUAUAACUUGCUUGAUCGGUUGCAAAACAACCCUUAAAAAAAAUUGGCGCCUUUUUUUUUACUAUUGUUUUUUCAAUGAUAUAAACAACAGUGAUCGACCUGACGAUGAAAUAUAUUUUCCCGCCUAAAAAUUUUUGGCGGCUAAACAAAAACAAAACCUCGUAUUAUACAGCGAGUAUAUAAAUCUUCAAUGUGUUCUAUUCACUUGUAUACAUUUUGAUUCAAUCGUUAACGAAUUUCUCAAUUCGAAUCGAAUCUUUUUUGUUUUUUGUUUUUUGUAUUUCAAAAUUCUUUUUCGAAUUUUAUUCAACUAAUAAAACACACAAUGCCACAUGAAACUCAAACAUCCACCAAUUCCAUUGAUAAUGGAUUUAAUUUGGAUGAAUUUUCACAGAAAUUGAUCAUCACUGCUGUUGAUAAUAAAAAAUCCGAAUCCAAAUCGUUUGUAAAAUCAGAUCGAAAUUUCGAUUUAGAUGAUGAACCAUUACUUCGUGAAAAUCCAAAUCGUUUUGUUUUGUUUCCAAUUCAAUAUCAUGAUAUUUGGACAAUGUACAAAAAAGCUGAAGCAUCAUUUUGGACAGUUGAAGAAGUAGAUCUAAGCCAUGAUCUUGUACAUUGGAAUAAAUUAAAUUCGAAUGAAAAACAUUUCAUUUCACAUGUAUUGGCUUUUUUUGCUGCAAGUGAUGGUAUUGUUAAUGAAAAUUUAGCUGAACGUUUUAUUCGUGAUGUACAAAUACCAGAAGCACGUUGUUUUUAUGGAUUUCAAAUUGCUAUCGAAAAUGUUCAUUCAGAAAUGUAUUCAUUAUUGAUUAAUACCUAUGUAUCGGAUCGUAAUGAACAAGAUUUUCUAUUCAAUGCUAUACGUAAUCUACCUUGUGUAGAGAAAAAAGCUAAAUGGGCUAUACGUUGGACACAAGAUGAUUCGGUUACAUUUGCCGAACGUUUAAUUGCAUUUGCUGCUGUUGAAGGAAUAUUUUUUUCCGGUUCAUUUGCAGCAAUUUUUUGGCUAAAAAAACGUGGCCUAAUGCCUGGUCUUACCUUUUCAAAUGAAUUGAUUUCACGUGAUGAAGGAUUACAUUGUGAUUUUGCCUGUCUUUUGUUUCAUCAUAUUCGUAAUCGUCCAUCAUCACAACGAAUUGUUGAAAUUAUUAUUGAUGCUGUUAAUAUUGAACAAGAAUUUCUUACCGAUGCAUUACCAGUAUCAUUGAUCGGUAUGAAUGCUAAAUUAAUGUCCGAUUAUAUUGAAUAUUGUGCCGAUCGUUUAUUGGUUGAAUUAGAUUGUGAAAAACAUUAUAAAACAACAAAUCCAUUUGAUUUUAUGGAACAAAUAUCAUUAGAAGGUAAAUCAAAUUUUUUUGAAAAACGUGUUGCCGAAUAUCAAAAAAGUGGUGUCAUGUCACGACCUGAAGAUCAGGUAUUUGUUACCGAUGCUGAUUUUUAAUCAAAAAAAAA